Messenger RNA from Phytophthora sojae, 411 nucleotides. RefSeq lists its product as hypothetical. The transcript is spliced from 2 exons. The record is from RefSeq and is a predicted model, not a curated record. The coding region runs from base 1 to 411 and encodes 136 amino acids. NCBI's taxonomy places the organism in Eukaryota, Oomycota, Peronosporomycetes, Peronosporales, Peronosporaceae.
AUGAGCGGGCGAGUUAUUGUAGCGCUGUUUUUUGUCGCGCUACCAGCGGUUGCUAAUGCAGCCGAGUGCAGCACGAAGCGCUGCACACUUGCCUGUGCACCCGGAGAGAUCUGUGUGCUGGAAACGGUGACCUGCAUUCGUGCCCCGUGUCCGCCGAUCCAGACGUGCUGCGUCCCCGCCGAGCCCGUUUGCACCAAGAAGUGCCCCAAGAACGAGAAGUGCCAGAUCGACUCGGCCGACAACUCCCAGUACUGCCUCAGUCCAUGCGCAACGGUGCGCUGCAUGUCGGGCUACACUUGCCAAGUCGAGCAAGUGCAGUGCAUCCGCGCGCCGUGUCCUCCUGUCGCCGUCUGCAAGCCUGAACCGGUCAAGAAGGGCUACGGUCUGAGGGCCCUGAACGAGCAAGAGUAG